AUUGGUGCAAGCGGAAUACAACAGUCGUCGGUAUUGCUAGAGUUCACGAGGACUUAUAUAGCCAAUCAAUCGUUUACCACAAUCGUCAUAGAUUGGAUCAUCCGCAAGUAAUUACCUACACUGGUGAUCUGACCAACAGAAUCAUGUCAACAACUUCUACGACGAAUGCUAGUGGCAUAUCCAAGAAGAGCAACAAUGGAGCACUUGCUGCAACAUCAGGGGCCGGGAAAAGAAAUCAUUUAGAGCAAUUAAUCAGAGAGCUACAGAAUAAAUUGGGGCCAAACUGGGAUAAGUAUCACGAAAACUUGAGUUUGUUCUUGAUCGGUAAACUUAGUCGUCAAGAAUUGGUCAACAAUAUUGUCCCCAUUUUGAAGAAUGGAUUGAUAAAGUAUCAUAAUCAACUAUUGUUGUUGAAUUUUGCUAAUUCCUUCAAGAAUAUCCCCAUAGAUUUCCAAAAUGAGUUUGCCAGCUUUUGGAACAAAAAGUCAAAAAACAAGUCUGUAAAAUCAUCACAGUAUGAGAAAUUCAAACAGAAUAUCAUGGGAUUACCUAUCAAGGAAAGAAGAAGAAUAAGAGCCAUAACAAGAGAAGCUGGUAAAAAGAAUAAAAUAAAUGCUGGUAUCACUUUAACAAGACACGCGUUGUUACCCAAGAUCCCUUCUAUUCAGGAUAAAGAACAACAACAGUUGCAAGUCAACAACUUGGUCGGAUGGCAACAAGAUGUGUUAAACGGCAUAAAUACUCCAAUUUCGACGGAUACCUAUGAGUUGCCAGACAAUGACGAUCUCUCGAAGAGAAUAAUAAUGGUGAUGAGAGAAGCUGGUCUCACAGGUGGGAUAAAUCCUCAGGUCUUGGAAGUUAUGAUGUUGGGAUUGGAAUCUUACUUAAAGAAUAUUGUUGAAAGCACUAUAGAUGUGGCAAGAUACAGGGCUAACAAGUAUAAUAAUAGUGAUUUCAUAUCAACGGCCAUUCAAACCGUGAACGAAUCUAUCAAUGAUAGAAAAGAUUCCUCAAAAGCCAAUGAGGAUGAGAGGGAUCCUAAAAGGAGAAAAGUUACUUUGAACAUCCAUGAUAUGUUUGACUCCUUGGAGAUGUUCCCAUAUUUAAUUGAACCAACUGGAACCCAGACAAGAUUAAAUAGUGUGAUGCUAAAGAAUGAUGAUGAGUAUGAAGGAAUAGAUUAUGAGUUACCACCCAAGAUUGAAGAAGAGCAACCCAAGUUGAAUGGAACUGCAAAAGAACCACCUUUCAUAGACAAGAAGCUAAAGGACGAUUCCAAGAAUUCAAUCACCGAAAUUGAUAUCUCCAGAGAAAAGCCUUCCGAUAGUGCGAUUGUUUCUCAAAGUUCAAGUACUCCAACAAAACCUAAGGUGCAGAGCCAUAUUGGAAGUAUCGAUGAAUUAAAGUGGGUUUUGCAUGAUUUGUACUCACAAAUGUAAAAUAAUGAUGUAUUGAAGAUAAUAUAACUGUAAUAUACGAACCAUCUAGCGAAGUUUCUCUAACUGUUUUAGAAGUUCAAGAGACCCUUCAAGGGUAUCCAAACUACAAAAGUUGAAGCUCUUGACACUGAAGCAAUAAGAUAAUACUCCAUGGAGAAUAUUUGGCUCGUUGAAUAAAUAUUCAGCUUGCGAUUCUCUUGAAAGAUUAGUAACGUCGAAUACACACACGUUCAUGACGAGUUCAUCAUUUUGCAUGUUGCUGACCCUGAAAUUGUAGAAACUGGAUCCAUGAAAAGAGUUCGACAAUUUACUUAAUAUGGUUGCAAAGUUUGAAGGAUCAUCCAAUAUCAUGAUUUGACUAGAUAUCAGAGAUGGCUCGAAACUGCUGACUGAAAUUGGCUUCAGAGAAUCAAACAUGUCAUAAAUGUGCCCAUUCUCAAAUCCUAUAGCUUUGCAUGAAUAAGAAAAGCUAUUGGAAAUAUUAGAGUUCAAUGCAAUCUUGUAAAUACUUUGUAGUAAUUCUUGCAAUAAGUUUGGGGUUUUGUCACCGGUGAGUACAACAGAAAAGUCUUGAGUCUUAUUAAAGCUUGUGAAGAAGAAGACUUUGAAUUCUUUUAGUAUUUGUGAGGUUUGGUUCAUUGAUAAAAGUUUAUGGAACUUGAACGUAGUUCCAUCAAUCUCGAGAUGGGUGUUCGUAGUCAAAUCAGUUCGCUGAGGAACAUUAAUGUAAACUCUGUUCGAAGAUUCAAAGUCUAGUAUGGAGUUUUCAAGGAGGAGCUUGGUAUUUUCAUGGGCAUCAAGCAUUGCUUUUACAUUGCCAUAAAUACCGUUAGUUUUGUUUAGUUUUCCAGCAUAGUCGGCAUCCAAUUGUACUAAUUU
Molecule: messenger RNA, 2318 nt
Organism: Yamadazyma tenuis ATCC 10573
Lineage: Eukaryota; Fungi; Ascomycota; Pichiomycetes; Serinales; Debaryomycetaceae
Source: RefSeq, a predicted model, not a curated record